This is a messenger RNA of Xiphophorus hellerii (green swordtail), 3447 nucleotides long. Its product is annotated as gap junction beta-7 protein-like. Gene Ontology annotation, cellular component: connexin complex. Bases 1708 to 2508 code for a protein of 266 amino acids. Lineage: Eukaryota; Metazoa; Chordata; Actinopteri; Cyprinodontiformes; Poeciliidae. Gene Ontology annotation, molecular function: gap junction channel activity. The record is from RefSeq and is a predicted model, not a curated record. Gene Ontology annotation, biological process: cell-cell signaling. The transcript is spliced from 3 exons.
UCUGUACUGUAGAUCAAAAAUUUCUGUGAGAAUCUUGCUGCUUCAAGCUUUGUGUGCAAACAAGAAGCCAAAUGCUGACCACUGUUCAAUUCUUUAGGCUCUGAGGCAUGACAGAUGGACAUGGAUGUGGUCAAAUGGAUGAGUAUCCAGCAUCUUUCAACAAAACUGAAGCUGGAAGGGAAAGAGGCAACAAGGUCAUCAAUGACUAUUGAUGGUGUUAGCAGUGUCUUCUGCAUAGUCAAUUUUCACUUCUGUGAUGGUCCAGCAGAGAUUUUUGAGCAAGAUAUGCAGUCUGAAUAUCUUAAUGACAACCUAAAAAUAAUAUUUUGGAGUUUUUUGGAUGUUUUUAAAUUAGAUUUUCAUAUUUACCAUUUUAUGCACUCAUGCCACAAGAGGGAGUAAGUGAUUCCAUCACUGGUUCACAUUGAGACCAAAUGGGGCUGUUUCUUGGAGCUGGGUUUUUUAUUUUAUUUUUUUUAGCAUGAAGCCAUUUUUGUAUAAACAGUGUUAGUAACAGAACUUACACCUGCCUGAGAAGGUUUGCUUUUAAACUCAAGAACACUCUCAACUGCUUUCAGGUCUAAAUAUGGGUUUUCCCCCCAACACCUGGAGGAUUUAGUAUACUUCUACCAAGAAAAGCCAAACUAAAGGUGCUGCAAAAAGAGGGAAGCAAGCAAAAGAUAAAUUUAGCUGAAAUAGAAAAGUGUGCUAAACAUUCGUGAAGCACACAACCAGAAUUUAGAAAAGAGGGGAGUGAAAAUACAGGUGCACAGAGAAAGGGGCUAAAUCAGAUUUAGUUUUAAUGUUGAAAAACUGAACAUUUAACAAGAAAAAAUAUUUCACAUUUUCUUUUUUUCAGGACAGGGAGCAAUAACUGCUGCCAAAUAAAAGACUUGAAUAGCAAAAUAAAGCAAGUGUAAUUUCAGUUGCAAAAUAUUACGUAUUUUCUAGGAAUGUAGUGCCAUUUUAGAGCACAAUCAAGUAACUGUUUCCACCAAUUGUUAUAAAAAUAUGUAUCAGAAAUGACUUUUAAUAAAUUUGACUUUGUAAAUUAAUGCUUUGAAAUUGGACUUCUAUCUGUUUAAAAUCUCCUGCUCUUUCUGGAACUCUCCCCUAAUGAGUCAUUACAGCAUCACUGCUCUAUUAACCCUUUAACAAAGUUUUUACCAGCAUUGCACUGAGAAGCAUAUAUAACGAUCACAAAAGUAAGCACAAAAAACAACACCUCACUAUACAAUUCACAGGACAGAACACAGAACACUUCCGUUAAAAGAAGCAAAAACAAAAAAACAGGUGCGCAGGCCCAUAGAGGACUCAUGGACAGUGCAUUAUUGCCUCAGAUAUGAUGUCCCUAUUUUUUAUUGGCUUUCAGCCAAACUCCUACAGAUGAGCAACAGGACGACUCUGACCCGAGGAGGUGACAUGUAUUAUUUACUCAUCAGCAGAGUAACACGAUCCCUGUGUCAUCAACCAGCAGCAGGCAGCAGGUGAAGUGCUCAGGUGAUGUGCUCUGAGGUGACUGCUGGCCACAUUUUACAGGAAAUGCUGUAAAGAAAACAGAACAGAAAGCAAACUGAUGUGAGUCUGAUAUAAAGCUGCUGCAUGCAGGACUCUGCUUGGAUCAGGUGUGACUCACAGAAGAAACCCAAACUAUCUGGGUUCAAGGAUAAACCUCUCUCUUUGGACAUAGCUGGAGACAAGUGAACAAUGAACUGGGGAUUUUUGGAGAAGAUUCUGAGUGGAGUGAACAAGUACUCCACUUCAAUUGGCCGGAUCUGGCUCUCUGUGGUCUUCCUGUUCAGGAUCCUGGUAUAUGUGGCUGCGGCUGAGCAGGUCUGGAAGGACGAGCAAAAUGACUUUGUGUGCAACACACUGCAGCCCGGCUGCAAGAAUGCCUGCUUCGACCAUUUCUUCCCCAUAUCUCAGAUUCGUCUUUGGGCUCUGCAGCUCAUCAUGGUGUCCACACCAUCCCUAAUGGUGGCCCUUCAUGUGGGCUACAGGGAGCACCGGGAGGCCAAGCACAAGAGAAAGUUCUACAAGGACAAAGGGAGCAUUGAUGGUGGUCUUUUCUGUACCUAUGUCAUCAGCUUGCUCUUUAAGAUGGGCUUUGAAGUGGGGUUCUUGCUGGCUUUUUACUACUUGUACAGUGGUUUCGGGGUGCCCAUCCUGAUGCAGUGCACACAGGAACCCUGCCCCAACACUGUGGACUGCUACAUAGCCCGAGCCACGGAGAAGAAGAUCUUCCUCUACAUCAUGGGCUGCACCUCCAUUUUGUGUAUAGCUCUCAACUUCUCAGAGCUCCUUUACAUUGUGUGGAAGCAACUGUGGAGACACUUCAGCAGGCGAUAUGUUCCUGUGGAGCAGCAGAUUUUGAAAAACAGCCAGCUUCAUGUUUCAUCUGACAAAAGAUUCACAUCGUCUGAGCAGCUUGAAAACACAAAGGUCUGCACACCAGAACCCGCAGCUGAUGCAGUUGAAAAACCUGCCAGUCCAGUUCAGCAGAGCUGAGAGCAUCCGAUCCCCCUGGUCACAAAGACAAAUGCAGCUUCUUUUUGGCCUGAAACAUAACUGACAAUAAACAUUUUUUUAAACAUAUCAUUGGAUAUAUAUAAAUUUAUAAAAAUUCUCUUCAGAGAAUCAUUGAAACUUGUUAAAGUACCUGUUGAAUUGUUGAUGUGUUGAAUGGAAGUAUGUUACACAGCAACAUAACUGCCUCUUACAGAUAACAUUUUUUUUGUUUCAGCUUGCUUGUAUGAUAGUACACUGCUCAGUAACUUUGUGCUUUUGUACUUUCAGAUUUCUUUCUCUCUAUUUCAGUAAUAUGUUUUGUGUCUAGUGAAUUUGUUUUAAAACUCUUGGUUCUUCCAGCACCACCAAACAAACAGCCCAGAAACAGGUAACUUUAGAGCUUAAUGUUUUCAUUGCUUAGGGCCUCAGGGCAGCUUUUUGUUUAUUUAUUUUUCAGUGUUUUAGUAUUAUUUAGAUUUAAAAGUAACUUCUAUUAACUGUGUGUCUUCAUGUCUAUGAAGUAGAACCCAAAGAAUGUGAUUGGAAAUGUUAUGUAAUUUCCAAUCACAUAAAAUCUCUCUCUCUCCCUAUAUAUACUGUAUAUAUUGUAUAUGUAUAGUUAACAUGUCACUCUCACUCUCUCUCCAUAUAUAUAUAUAUAUAUAUAUAUAUAUCCAAACCUCAUGUUAAAUUGUUAUCUGGCAAAGAGGAAGCAGAACAUGAGAGCUGAUAUGUCUUAGUGCAUGAAAAAAAACCCAAAACAAAAAUAUUACAGAAACUGAUUUUUUCUCUCUCUGAGUUUCUGCUACAUUUAGAGGCCAAAGGGUCAGCAGCAUGUUCCAAUAAGAGUGUGUCUCUAACAUUGAGACUUAAAGCUGUGAGAUUCUAUAAACAGAAAAACAAUGACUUUAAAAAGGAUAAUAAAUGAUUUGAGAAAUA